Messenger RNA from Acanthopagrus latus (yellowfin seabream), 7627 nucleotides. RefSeq names its product E3 ubiquitin-protein ligase DTX1-like. The transcript has 15 exons. Gene Ontology annotation, cellular component: nucleoplasm. Bases 3790 to 6069 code for a protein of 759 amino acids. Gene Ontology annotation, biological process: protein ubiquitination; Notch signaling pathway. The record is from RefSeq and is a predicted model, not a curated record. NCBI's taxonomy places the organism in Eukaryota, Metazoa, Chordata, Actinopteri, Spariformes, Sparidae. Gene Ontology annotation, molecular function: zinc ion binding; ubiquitin protein ligase activity.
UUCACUUCACCGCCGAGAAAAAAAAAAUCAUCGCGGAAAAAAGCAACAGUACAAUGAAUUAAAAGGGUUUAACAAGUGCAAAUUUAAUUAACGAUGACAAGGAUGUAAACAAAUAGACCAUAACGUCAACAUUCUCCGCAACAAGAAACAUUCUCAACAUUAACUUCGGAAAAUUUGGAAAUAUAAAAGGUCACCCAGAAUGUCACCCCGUGACGCUGCGGACACAGACACUGAGGCUCAUUUCAUCACCAUGGACAGCGCUUAUGAAAUCACGGCACAUUACAAAUCAUUCACAUAUAAAUUCAUUAGCAUCAUCAAUCUACAAUACAAUUUCAAAAGUUACACAAAGCUUGUAAUACAAAGACUAUUUUUUAAAGUUGCAAUGAAGUGCAAAUGCCUCUCCAUGCGCAAUUACGCAUAGCGCAAUGAAUACCGAUGUCAAGUAAAUUGAAGUCACAAUUUUUACUACUAUACCUCCUUAAUUCUCCACAGGGAAAGGGACAGACAAGUGAACAUGAGGAGAAUAAAAACCCUCUGAAAAAUCCAACCACACACUUAUGAUACGUUUGAUACAUUGAUUGAUUGAUUGAUUGAUUGAUUGAUUGAUUGAUUGAUCACAUACUGAAUUUAAGGCAAUUUGCGCUGGGACAACCUCCGCAAUAAAUACAAAUUCCCAAAUGAGAAAAACCGAAGGGGAGUCUUCUCCGAUAAAAGACUUCCCUGAAGGCAGCUCCAGUGUGUCCCCGCUCCUCACUCCUGAGAAUGAGAGAAUUGGGAUGACCUGCAAUGUGGUGGACAGGACCAACUUCCGGUCCAAGAGACGUGAAAAGCACCUUUAGUGUUUUAACAGAUGUGAGACAAGUUUUGCAGCACUGCUCACAUGAAUGUUACUUGCCAUGAAGUCAGCCCACUGGAUACACAGUCAGCAUUCAAACUUCAUCCAAUCAUUCAGUCCUUCAUUUAACUUUAACUGGAGUUAGUACAAUUCAGUGCUUUAAAACAACAAGGUAGAAAUAUCAAAACAGUAAGGCAAUUAGUGGUGAAUGCUCACGUAAAAGAUUAGAUGAAUAAAAGUGAGCUUAGAAUGAAACAAGUGAAACAAUAUUAAAGCAAACCAUGAAAAAGUCAAGACAAUUAUUUACAACAAUAAUUAACAACAAUUAUUAACAUAAUUAUUAGGCUACGGCUUAGAGCUCAGUUAAAUGGAAAAGUUGUCUCAUAGCAAAAAAAAAAAAAAAGCCGUUACAAGUAUAGAGUCAUAUUCAAAAUAUACAAGAGGGCUUUCAGUGGAAACUGUGACUAGGUGUUUAAAAGGAAGUCUAUGUGGUCUGUUAGACCAGAGUGUCACUGCUGUCGUGUACAGGAAAAAAGACAGAGGAACAUGAGGUCUUUCUGGAUUACGAUGCCUUUUGUUGGAUUUAUCGCUACGGCUAGUUUUUGGAUGCUGUUGGUGACUGCAGUUGAGGUCCAACUUGUCAAGUUUGGUUCAACAGUCACUCUGGCCUGUAACAUCUCCUACCUUUACGAGACAACAUGGUUUAAGCAAAACCCAGAUGUCCCCCCUGCUGUGGUUCUCUCUGCCAGCCUCAAAGAGGGACAGGCAGUCCAAGGGUUUCAGCUUUGGCCACGUUUCUCAGCGAAGAUGAUGAACCGAUCUCUGGCAAUGACGAUCGCUGACGUUGAGGAAGGAGACCUGGGGCUAUACUACUGUAUUUCCAAUGUAAACACACGUUUAACAGUUGGGAGUGGAACAAUGCUUCAAGUUGCAUCUUCAGGUUCCUAUCAGCUUCUGAAUAACCACUGGUACUGUAUGGUUUUUGGAUCUGGGCUGCUGAUCAUGACGCUGGCUAUUUGUAUCAUCCACUUGAAAGCCAAGUCAAACAAGGUGACCAUCAACAACCCCCACCCCCACUGCUAAUAGUGCCUUAAAAAGACAAAACCACCGUAAACAACAACACCUAGGGUGGCUAGCUUAAUAGAUCCUUUUCACAGCAGACAUUUGAACAUGUCACAGCAGGACAAACACAACUCUCACCACUAACAUUAAUGAAGGCCUUGAAACUGCAUCAUUAAAUGGAAUGCAGCCUUGAUGAAAUAUCUCAAUCACACAUGUGCCUCUUAAGAUAUGUUGCAUAUAAAUCUGAUCCAGAUGUUUCUUUCAUUAACUCAAUAAACCUCCAAUGAUUAUUGAUCAUGUUCCACACAAAAGAACAACACAAUAACAACAUCAAUAACUAUAUCAAAGAAAUGAACAAGUUUUGACCUCAGAUCAGAUUUUCUGACUGUACCUGAAAUACGAGUCAGAUCUAAAGCAGGUGCUAUUGGCUACUUUGGUCCUGCCUGCUGGAACUUUUUCCAUGUUCAGAAGCAAACUAAAAACUUUGUUUUUAUUUUAGAUAUUGUAAUGUAAUAUACAGAUCAGUGCUUGUAUUUCUGCCCGAGGAGUAGAUACAGCUGUUAAUUUCUUCUAGAGGGUGGUAUUGGGUUGUAUUUUCGAUUGUAUUCUUGUUAUGUGCACUGUCAUGUAAAGGACCUGCAAUGAAAUCUGCAGCUUGGUGUGAUUAAUGAAAUGCUGUUUCAUGACACGUUGUUGUUUUUUCUUUAAUGUCUUUUUGUUUUAACCCUCAAGGCCACUGCAAUAGUCACACACAAACACACAUGAAACUUUUAUGUGUGUGUUUUUGAAUAGAAUGUAGGAAUUAUUAUUCUAUAUUUUCAUAUAUUUUACAUACAUUGUAUCAUAAUUUCAUUAUCUGCAAAUUUGCUUGACUUGAAAUAAGUCAAUUCUGCCUCUCCCCUGUCUCACUCUCUCUUUUUAUAUCUCAUACACACCCUUAACAACAAUAGCAAACACAAAGAACUGAAUAUAAAACUUAUAUAAAAUAAAAGUUAUAAAUUAACUAAAUAUAAAUGUCUCAUCAAGUCAAAGUCAUGUUUCCAGUUUUCCUGUGGUCUUUAACUCUCCUCCUGUUCCAUAUCCCCUUCCUGUCCUUGUGUGUUUCCUGCCACUGUGAGUGGCUGCCCCGCCCUGAUGUGUUACACCUGUGUCCAGUCAUCCCCCUCCCUUGUGUAUAUAGGGUGCUUCCCAUUUCACCUAAAUUGUUUCCACCUUUCCCUCUUGUGUCUUUUAUUGCAACUAGUCCUGCCCACUGCAAAAUUUAGGCUAAAUGUUUCAGGGAAAACUGAAAUGAUGUAAUAAAUGAAAGCCGUGCUCAGGAAUGAUCAGCCUCAAGUGUUUAAAUCAGACCAUGAAAAACUUUUUUUUUUUUUUUUUAUGUUGCCCUGGCUAAAAUUUGAAAAUGAAUUAAUGUAGAGACACCAGCCUCUAAUUAGUCUUGAAAUCGGUAAAACAUUUAUAUAAAUAAAGUUAAAAAAUCUAAUGAAAAUCUUAAUCUCUAUUGUUGCAAAGUACCACUGUUUGCUUGAAAUGCACCUGAGUCAGUGAGCCUUGCGCAUGUAUUCAGCCUUACAGUCCUUUGCUUUCAAACUGUUAGCUUUGCAUUUGAAGAAAUUUGGUAACAACAAGCCACGGUUAAAUCGCAUAGGAAUAGCAUAUGAAUUAUAUGCUAGCUGAUUGAUGUGAUUCCGGACAGGGACAGUUGUGACUGUGCGAGGACCGGGAAAGUUCCUCUGGGCACUGCAGAGGACAGUUUCCCUCCUGCUGGUGUGCGCCGCUGCUGGGGACUGUCGCUGCUGUUUUCUUCUGAGGAGGUUUAACUUCUGAGCGGGUUUUGAUCUGCUUCCUCUGGACAUCCAAUUUCCUGUUCCCCAUACUCACCUUGACCUCUGAUGGAUUAUUUGGCCAACAAUAACAACAUGCUCCUGGCUUCUGCCGUGGUGGUGUGGGAAUGGCUGAACGAACACGGCCGGUGGCGGCCCUACAGCCCCGCUGUCUCCCACCAGAUAGAGGCGGCCAUCCGGAGCAGCGACCCCCGCGGAGGGAGCGUGGUCCUCGGCCAGGUGGACAGCCGGCUGUCGCCAUAUAUAAUAGAUCUCCAGUCCAUGCACCAGUUCAGACAGGACACAGGAACCAUCCGUCCGGUGCGCAGGAGUUUUUAUGACCCAGCCUCAGCCCCAGGUCAGGGCUGGCAGUGGGAGUGGGAAAACGAUGCCGGUACGUGGACACCCUACGACAUGGAGGUGGCCAUUGCCAUCGAGAAUGCCCACAACCGCAAGCAGCCCUGCCUUGAUCUGACACCACUCGGCUUCUGCUACCUCAUUGACUUCCAGAACAUGACACAGGUGAAUAGACAGAGCCAGAGGUGUCGCAGGCUCCAGAGACGUGCUGACAUGACAUACCCUUUAGUGUCUGGUCCUCUCCCAGUACCCAAAGGAGGAGGUGUAGGAGGGGGUGGAGGCCUAACAGGAGCCCUGCUUGGUGUCGGAGUGUCGGGGACCGGUUUGGGGAUUGGUAGCUCUGUCUACCCCAAUGGGGGCUUACCAACGACUGGACUGGGCCAACCUUGUUCCUGUCAGCAGUGCAUGCUGGUCCUUAGUGUGAAGACCAACACUGGAGGAGCAGGGGGAGGAGGAGCAGGCAUACAAACUCUAGGUAGACGCUCACUAACCAUGCAGCGAACCAAGAAUACAGCAUCCAUCACCUCCAAACCUUUGAGUCCAUCUAAAUCAGCCACUCUAGGACAAGGACAGCAGCAGAACUCGAAUUCCAACUCCAACUACUAUCAGACGCUGCCACACGGCCUUGCCAUUUCCAGAAACACUGCCUCUCCACGAAGGAACGCCCAGCUCUUUGCUCAGUCGUUGGCUGCCCUCACUGCCGGCACCUCCUCUCUGGGUAUCUCCUCGUCUGUUAACAGGCCUCCUCCGCCAUCCCUACCACCUCCUCAGCCUCCAUCAUCCAACCCAAAUGUGAAUCCUCCGUCCAUUCCACCCAAGCACUCCUCGUCAGCCAGUGAACCGGUGCCAACGGGAACAUUAAUUUCCCCUGCCAGCAGUGUGACCACGCCCCCCUCUCCUGUGCCCUCUCCGUCGCCAGUGGUGAUGAAGCCACAGCGCACGCCUUCAUCGGCAGCAAAUGUGUGCCAUGCUCCGUUACCACAGAGAUCGAGCUUAGCUGGACUGAGCAGACCAACGUUACAGAGGAUUGCAAUGGCCCAGUCCAGAGCGCUAAUAGCAUCAGGUGUGCCCACCGUCCCUGUGAAGAACCUCAAUGGAUCCAGUCCUGUUCACCCUGCGCUGGCUGGGAUCACAGGUAUCCUGAUGAGUGCGGCGGCUCUGCCCGUGUGUCUGACCAGACCUCCUAAACUUGUGCUGCACCCUCCGCCUGUCAGCAAGAGCGACAUCAAACCCGUACCAGGCUUUGGCCACUGCUGCAGGAAGACCACCAAGAAACAGGCUCGCAAGGGUAAAACUCCAGAGGAGGUUGUAAAGAAGUACCUGCAGAAAGUGAAAAGUUCACCAGAGGAGGACUGUACCAUCUGUAUGGAGCCGCUGGGGGGUCCGUCUGGAUAUAAGGGUCCAGGGGUGGGGCCUGUGUCUCGGGCAGAGUCAGUCGGGCGACUAACACAGUGUGGACACCAGUAUCAUUUCCAGUGUCUGGUGGCCAUGUAUAAUAAUGGCAACAAGGAUGGCAGUCUUCAGUGUCCCACCUGUAAAACCAUCUAUGGCGUAAAGACAGGCAACCAGCCAGCAGGGAAGAUGGAGUACCACGUCAUCCCUCACUCUAUACCAGGGCAUCCUGACUGCAAAACCAUACGCAUCAUCUACAACAUACCACCAGGCAUUCAGGGACCAGAGCAUCCGAACCCAGGAAAGCCCUUCACUGCCAGAGGCUUUCCCCGACACUGCUACCUCCCAGACAGUGAGAAAGGACGCAAGGUACUCAGACUGCUCCUGGUAGCGUGGGACCGCAGGUUGAUCUUCUCAGUUGGUACUUCAAGCACUACAGGAGAGUCUGACACCGUCAUCUGGAACGAGGUCCACCAUAAGACAGAGUUUGGCUCCAACCUGACGGGCCACGGCUUCCCCGACCCCGGACACCUUGACAAUGUCCUGGAAGAGCUGCGAGCUCAGGGCAUCGAAGAGGACGAUGGACUGAUGGAAAAGUGAAAGGACAAGCAAGAAGGAGGAGAUAUCCACGUGAGAGCAGUAAAAUGGGUGGCAGAGAGAACGAGGAGUAGAGGAAGAAAAAUCUGGCCUAACCACGAAAAUAUGAGAAGCAGGAGACCGCGGACUGAGACACACUCUCUCUGCCAGCACUUAAAAGGGGUGCAGGGGGACAUUUUGGGUUACACAAGACGUUUUCAAGCAAGCACAUCAACAGAGGUGAGAGGGAGUCUGAGGAAGCUGCGGUACAGAAAGAAAAGUCCCGUGGAGCACGAGGAGGCGAUGAAACCAGCAGCAGGAAUAAUGACACUCAUGGUCUUAGGUACUAAACAGCUAGGUACUAAAUCUGGACAAGUGCGAAUGAAUCAGUACUAACCUUUAGGACAAAAACAAGUUGGCUUUACUGAGAGAAAGAGUAAGAUGUUAGAGCAGUUCAAGGAAAACUGGAAAAGAAAGGACAAAGAGAGAAAGCGUUUGGAGCGGUGGGGGAGGGGACGGGUGAAAGGAGAGCAGGAAUGACGUAGCAGAAAGAGAGAAAGGUGGUGUACGAAUGUAGCCUAGGAUAGGUGUAGAGGAAAUCUAACUUGUAUGGUACUUUAGCUAUCACUGAAAAACACAAGGAAACGAAAAAGAGGGAUGAAGGUUAAGAGAGACAGACGGUGCGCUGGUGUUCCGACCACCUGCUCGUCUGUGGGUGAAGUUUAGUGCUGCUACUCCCUCCUGUGGUGACAGCAGAGGACUACAGCUCAUCCUGCUCACUACUGGGACAAAUCAAAAUGUUACUAUGAGUUAUCCACCUGUGUUACUUUUUUAUUAUUACUAUAAUCCUCAUGUAUCAUCAUUCCAUACUUUUGACUUGAUGGGUUUUAUAUGACCUAGGCUUUGUAUGUUUUCGACCAAACGAAGGCUUGUUAUUUGAGCCUAUUUGGAGUCUUACUAUUGAGCCACAGUGGUACGCGUUAACAUUAGAUACACAGGUACCAGUAUUUACUUACAUAUGUUUGAUUUUAUUUUUGUCUCUUUCGAUGGUUCAUAUGGUUUCGGUGGAUGGGGCACCAUUGAGAGAAAAGUGAGAUGUGAAUAAAAUGUGAUGAAGGUGAGCAGUUUGGGGGGUUUGCCUUGGACUUAAAUGCUGAGGAUUUGCUUUAAGGCCUCAGGUUUUUAGUCGUAGUUGAAUGAGCUUCACUGUCAGUGCUUCAGAGAAAUGAACCGAUGUGCUGGUCUCAAAGCAGGACAGUCUUUCAGACUGAGCAGGGCGUUGAACAGUUGAGGAGGAUGGAGAAGAUAAGAUGUAGAUCUGAGGCAGAGGUCAUGGCCUGUUCUGCCCAAACACAAAGAGCAGAAGAAUCAAACCCUCAGUUCUCAAAUACAUUUUUGUUUUGAGUACCAACCAAUUCUGGUAGAAGCACAUGACUAAACAGGCCUCUGUUAAAAGGGACAGAUCACUGAAACACGGAAAUUCAGUCGUUAUCUACUCAACUCCAUGUUUGGUCCACAGAACAUUUCUGGAGCUUCACAGCCAAACCGUGUUGCUGCAGUCUUAAAACAUUUAAAAAAAAAA